AUGGCGGAGAAUGGCGAAGAAAAACAAGAAGGUCGCAUCUAUUUCCGUAAACCCUUGAAGAACAAUAAUAUAUCAAUACAAACUAAAGGAGAUGAAGCCUCUGCUGUUGUGAUGAAGAAGAAAUUGCCUGCUCCACCAGACAAUAAACUACAUUUUGCAACAUCUCGAUGGUUUUCUAAGCAAUUAGAGAAGGCGUCGAUGUUUCAGUACGAUUCUUCCAAAGAAAUUCAAGUUCACAACGACAGUAGAGCAACAGCAACACUCGAAACAGAAACAGAAUUUUCCAGAGAUUCGAGGUCAAUUCGUGAAAGAGUUCUGAAGCGAGCAGACGAAGCUUUAAAAGGCAAACAAAAGAGUAAUUAUAAUGACGAUCAUAAGUUAUACAAAGGCAUUCAUGCGUAUACGGAUCAUAAAGCUGGUUUUAGACGUGAGCAAACUGUUUCAAGUGGAUUCCAUGGUCCAUUGAGAGCUCCUGUUCAUAUUAGAACUUCGACUAGAUUCGAUUACCAACCAGAUGUGUGUAAGGACUAUAAACAAACCGGUUACUGUGGUUACGGCGAUUCAUGUAAAUUUUUACAUGAUCGCGGCGAUUAUAAGUCAGGCUGGCAACUAGAGAACCAAUGGAAUGAAUCAGAGAAGGAAAGGAAGAGGAAAUUGGCAUUCAAAGAUGAAGAUGAUGAUGAUGAUGUUGAAGAUGAAGACGAUGGACUUCCGAUUGCUUGUUUUAUCUGCAGAGAUCCAUUUGUUAACCCUGUUGCGACCAACUGCAAGCAUUAUUUCUGUGAGAAGUGUGCUUUAAAGCACCAUGGAAAGAAGAAAUCGUGUUAUGUGUGCAAUCGGCCAACGCAUGGGAUAUUCAACUCGGCACAUGAAAUACGAAAAAAGAUGAAGAUGGGGAAAUAG
Molecule: messenger RNA, 903 nt
Organism: Cynara cardunculus var. scolymus (artichoke)
Lineage: Eukaryota; Viridiplantae; Streptophyta; Magnoliopsida; Asterales; Asteraceae
Product: zinc finger CCCH domain-containing protein 1-like
Exons: 3
Coding region: 1-903 (300 amino acids)
Biological process (GO): snoRNA splicing
Cellular component (GO): U2-type spliceosomal complex
Molecular function (GO): metal ion binding
Source: RefSeq, a predicted model, not a curated record